Messenger RNA from Engraulis encrasicolus (European anchovy), 1777 nucleotides. RefSeq names its product cyclic nucleotide binding domain containing 1 (gene cnbd1). Lineage: Eukaryota; Metazoa; Chordata; Actinopteri; Clupeiformes; Engraulidae. The transcript is spliced from 13 exons. The coding region runs from base 118 to 1446 and encodes 442 amino acids. The record is from RefSeq and is a predicted model, not a curated record.
AGGAAGCAUGUCACUGGAGAAGCCCGCACUCCGAACAGCUUUUAUUUUGUUCAAGAAUGUAGGCCUAUCUAAUGCGCCAAACCAUGCUUAUUCUUAAGUUAAUUUUUCGCUUUUGAAAUGUCUCUGAAAACAGUUGUUCUGGAAGAAAGAGUUGACCCCAACAUCAUUGGAAUCGACUACGCGCGUUUGGAGGCUCUCUGCAACAUCCCUGGACUCGAAAGCAAUGAAACGACGGCGAGUGAUGAGGCUCAUAGAGCCUUUAUGAAAUCUUACAAGGAUAUUUUCAUCCGGCCUCCCAAGCCCCUCCCUGGCAUCCCAUGGAUUGAAGAUAAUAAUAAACGUGGUGAGAAGCAGGGCGAGGCGAGUGAGGAGAAGGCGUCGGGCCGUAAGCCCAAGAUGACGGCCAGCGGUGGCGGCAACAGAGUCUUCCACGGGCCCCUCAUCAGCCAGAUGCUCAAAGUGGCCAAGAAGUAUCCUGUUGAGCGGUCGCCGGCGGAGCAUCAGCUGAUGCUGUCGGCGCUGAAGCUGUUCCCGGUCCUAAUGGAGCAGAUUGACCCUCCGGAACUGCGCUACAUCAGCAGAAUGGUCAUGAUAGAGAGCUGGGACCGGGGCCACAUGAUUUUUGGUACGAGUGGCUUUUACAUCGUGGUGAGGGGUUCAGUGAGGCCUUGCAGAAACACACAGUCUGCUGAGCCGGUCAACUUACCAGUGAUCGGAGCAGGAGGAAGCUUCGGCACGUUGGAGGCCUGUGAGGAGUCUGACAGCGAUGCCAACUGCGUUCUCACCCAGGAGCCCUGCGAGAUCCUCAAGAUACCCCACGGCAGCUACGCCAAAGUCCGCAAGGAGCUCCAGGGCCAGGACUUUGCCCUGAAGCAGAACCUGGUGCAGCAGUGUAGCUUCUACCAUGAUUGGCCUAGGCUGUCCGUCCAGAAGGUGGCCAACCUGCUGCAGAUGAAGACUUUCCCCGCUCAUCAUGUUCUGGUGAAGGAGGGCCGGGUAUGUCCAUUCAUCGCCUUCAUCCAUAAGGGAGAGUGCAAUAUCCUGCAGGACAUCGGGACUGUCAUGAAGCUAGCCAAGAGGGGCCGUAUCAACUGUGUGGUUGUUGGGCAGCUGGGUCCCCUGGAGUCGUUUGGGGAGGUGAGCAUCCUGACAGACCAGCCCUCCCCCUGCACUGUGGUCACACAGACCCCUGUACAGGCUGGCAUCAUCGCACCGGACAAGCUAAAAGAGUUGGAUUCAGUCACCAGGUCUCUAAUGCGGCAGAGUGCAAAACCCACGUGUGGAAAGCUCACUGAGGAGGAGAUCAGUAAGCAGUAUGUGCGUCAGGAACGUCAAAAGGAGUGGGAGCAUGUGAAGAAAACAGUGCUGUCAGACAGUCUAUACUACAACGGAAUCCUACCUGGAAUCGGAAAGUGGACGGAAAAUAGAAGCAAGAAGACGCACUAGACUUAAUGGACACUGGGCAAUAUCACACACGCACACACACACGCACACACACACCCACACGCGCGCGCGCACACACACACACACACACACACACACACACACACACACACACACACACACACACACACACACACACACACACACACACACACACACACACACACACACACACACCUUCUUCAUCCUUGUUGCCCUUUUUAUUUAAUUUAUUUUAUUACCCCAUUGGUACAACCAAGGCCUUUCUCUCAUAGUUUCACCCCCCGCCUGUUUCAAUGCGAGCAAUCCAAAUAAAAUCAUCAAUGGAUGGAUGGAUGUCUUGGGUGCACUCAAA